UUUUUACAACUAUAUCUAUAUCCAUAUAUAUCUACUAUUCUAUAUACUCGUAUUAUCUUUUUAACUGAUCCACCUAAAUACACCUGACUGCAAAAACUUUGGAUUUUACAUAUCUCAAGAUCUGCUAAAGAGUCGUGGAUAAAAGUGUGAAAAAAAAAUGUUGGAAGGUAAAGCUCUAGUAGAUGAUACAGAUAUGCCAAUCAAGAUGCAGGUCCAAGCCAUGGCUUAUGCUUCUCAAGCUUUGGAUCUUUAUGAUGUUAUCGACUGCAAAUCCAUUGCUGCCCAUAUCAAAAAGGAGUUGGACAAGAAAUAUGGGAAUGGAUGGCAAUGUGUGGUGGGAUCAAAUUUUGGAUGUUUCUUCACCCACACCAAAGGGACUUUUAUCUACUUUACUUUGGAGACACUCAAUUUCCUCAUCUUCAAAGGGGCUUCUUCUCUUAUUUCGUCUUAAAUCAUAAGUAGUAAUCCUAACCCAUAGGUAAAAGUAUGUGUUCAUAUCUUAGAUUUUGUAGCUUAUCUGGUUAGCUUAUGUUCCUUAGAAAUUGGUGGUUUGUUAGCUUGUAAAAUGUUGUUAGUUAUCUUUUUGUUGGUU
Molecule: messenger RNA, 592 nt
Organism: Erigeron canadensis
Lineage: Eukaryota; Viridiplantae; Streptophyta; Magnoliopsida; Asterales; Asteraceae
Product: dynein light chain LC6, flagellar outer arm-like
Exons: 2
Coding region: 158-451 (97 amino acids)
Biological process (GO): microtubule-based process
Cellular component (GO): dynein complex
Molecular function (GO): dynein light intermediate chain binding; dynein intermediate chain binding
Source: RefSeq, a predicted model, not a curated record